AUGCUGAUUGUGCGAGUACCAUUGAACACAGCGCUCCUUGCGGUUCAGAACAUGGAGGCGUCGGGAUGCGUUGCUAAAGACCAGGAAAUUGAGUUCCACGCGCUUUGCGGCAGUUUGAGCAUGAUGUCUAAAGUUUUGAACGAUGUUCUGGACUUCAAUCGGAUGGAUAGUGGCAAGUUUGAGUCCGCUUCACGGCCGUAUGGAUUCCACCAGGUCAUGCGAUCGCUUUUUGUGCCCUUGCGGCUUGCGACCGAUGCAAGAGGGCUGAAAUUCGAAACGGAGCUUGACCCUAAUAUUGAUUUGGUUGCAAGGAAGGCAGCGUACAAGGCGAUGGGCGAGUCCAAUGAGGCAAUUCGGAAACACAUUGAGGAAACACCAAAUGUGGACGGGGUGGUCACAGGCGACGAGACACGGCUGCGGCAGAUUAUAACCAACCUUGCUAGCAAUGCAUGCAAGUUUACGCCCUCUGGCGGGAAGCUAUCUAUCAAAACGCAGCUUAUCGUGCCCAAUAUACCACCAGACGCGGAUCCACUCGCGGACCCGCGCGAGGACCUGCUGAAUGUUGCAGCAGCAGCAGCCGCUGAUGCUACUAAUAGCCAGCGGCCCCUUUCAACAGAUUAUCUAACCCAGCAUAAUAUUCAGCAUGGGAAGCCUCCAGCACCGCUAGAGAUGAUUGUAGUUAGAAUUGAGGUGUCGGAUACGGGCUAUGGGAUCAAAGCGCAAGAUAUGGCCCAGAGCAAACUGUUUUCUGCGUUCAAUCAAACUGAGCAAGGAAGACAACAAGGCGGCAAAGGAACAGGUCUCGGUUUGGCGCUUGUUCGACAAAUUGUCAAAUUAAGCGGAGGAAGAUUAGGUGUGCGGUCGAAAACCGGUGAAGGCUCGACGUUCUGGGUUGAGCUGCCUCUUGGAGUCGGCACGAAAACGUUCAUAACAGGACCGCCUGAACUGCCUGAUGGAUCGAGUUCAUCCGACUUGGACACUCUGCAACGUACCGGCGCGAGAAUGAACCAUCUGUCGGAUUCCGCGGACGGUGUGGCGAUGGCGGUCGAUGCUGCUGCACGCAAAGCAUCAAGGUCCAGAAAAAUAUCAAGGACAUCCCGGUCGAACGCUGCUAUGCAGGGAAUUAUGGAGCAGGGCGGCCGUGUAGAACUCGUGUUGCGGGAGCGUGCCUAUAGCCGUGGGACCAGCCCGACAAUCGCGUCUCGGCCGAAAGAUAGUGUAAUAGCGGUGGACGCUUCGCAAGCGAGUGCUUCUAGCAGUGCAGCCAUACCUGAGGAUGUACCGACUAAACCGCCAGAAGAGUUGUCUGAUUGCGUUACACCGAAGCAACGGCCCUUGUCUCCGGAGGGUUCGUCUGAACGGCCUAAUCUUACAAUACCCAUUCCUUCGAGUUCAGAAGGCGGCGGGGGCGGGAGGAUCCAGCCAAUACGGAGACCGACAUAUGUCCAGCUGCCAUCUCCCAAGAAGUUUACGAUGGAUGAGGAGAAUGACGGGCAGCAACCACUACCGACCGAAUCUGCGGGUUCGAGCUAUUCUCAGCAUUCGAGCGACUCAAAGUCAUUCAACAAUUUGAAAAUGUUUGACAGCAACUUUAUGCGCGGCAGUCCGUCAGCUUCAUUUACUGCUCUCAACAUCGAGCCAGGAAUGCCUGUGCUAGUGGUGGACGAUGACCAGCUGACGCGGACACUGAUGAAGCGCAUCCUGACGCGUCUAGGUUGCACGGUGUCGUGUGCAGAGAAUGGCGAGGUUGCACUAGAGAUGAUUCUGGGGCAGAAAAUUGCGUUGGGCUCGACGCCGUCGAGCGAUGCGUCGGGCAAUGCAGGCCCGAUUCUAGAACAGCAGCAGGAACAGCCUGUGUUUGAUGAGGGAAAAUAUGCGGUUGUGUUUUUAGAUAAUCAGAUGCCUGUUAUGUCUGGGCUGAAGGUGGUGGAGAAGAUGAGGGAGUUGGGGAGGACUGAUUUUAUCGUUGGGGUUACAGGAAAUGCGCUACUUUCUGAUCAGGAGGAGUAUUUGGAGGCUGGUGUUGAUCGUGUACUAACGAAACCAGUUCUGGAACGGAGUCUCAGAGACAUAUUAGUUCUUGCUGAUGAAAAACGAAGAGGUGUUCAAGAGGGAAAAACGCCAUAA
Molecule: messenger RNA, 2127 nt
Organism: Psilocybe cubensis
Lineage: Eukaryota; Fungi; Basidiomycota; Agaricomycetes; Agaricales; Agrocybaceae
Exons: 14
Coding region: 1-2127 (708 amino acids)
Biological process (GO): protein autophosphorylation; phosphorelay signal transduction system
Molecular function (GO): histidine phosphotransfer kinase activity; phosphorelay sensor kinase activity
Source: RefSeq, a predicted model, not a curated record